AUGGCUGAAGGGGAAGCAGGAGGGUUCACUGAGGGUCUGUUAUGGGAAAACCAGUCAUGGGCUAAUUUGUAUUUUAUUUCUGACAACUCAGGUGGUGGUGGUGAUGAAGAGAAAAAUUUGGGGAAGGAGCAGGAGACAGCUGUGAUGGAAAUUAGUGCAGAAGGUCAUAAUCAGGAAAAGGCAGUGCCGCCGCCGCCACCUGCAGCGGGGAAGAAGCGGAAAGGAGGAGGAGGAGGUGUGGGCAAGAAUGUGAAGGCGAAGGGGAAGGGGAGUACUAGAACUGGUGAUAAAGGAAAAGGUGUUGCAGGGGGAAAUGAGUCAGAUGACCAUGAGAUGCAUAUAUUGACAGAGAGAGAAAGGAGGAAGAAGAUGAGGAACAUGUUUGCUAACCUUCAUGCUUUGCUUCCUCAGCUUCCAGCUAAGGCUGACAAAUCCACCAUCGUAGAUGAGGCAGUGAGCUACGUCAAAACCCUACAGCAGACUCUCCAAAAGCUACAAAAACAAAAGGUGGAAAGGCUCCAAGGUGUCACAACCAUCAAUCUGGACCUAGACCCAUCAAUUAACACACAAGAUGUCGCAUUCAGUUCGAGAGAGGCAUUCCUUGCUAAUCAUGGGUCCAGUAACUUGGCCACUGCUAGUACUACCCCAACAAGCAACCCAUCCAAUUCAUUCUCAGCCUCGCAUUUUGCUUCUAUAAACUUUCAAACUUGGACUUCACCCAAUGUCGUAGCCAACAUCUGCGGCGAAGAAGCACAUAUUAGUGUGUGCACUCCAAAGAAGCCCAGUCUCUUUACCGCUAUAUGCUUCCUUUUGGAGAAAUAUAACAUUGGUGUGAUAUCAGCUCAUAUUACCUCGGACUCCAAUCGUAGCAUGUACAUGAUUCAUACUCACGCAAGGGGAGCUCCAGAUCAGUUUUUUGAGGUGUUUCCUGCAAUGGAAAUUUUCAGACAAGCAGUAGCAGAGAUAAUGCUAGUGGUCGAAGUUUUCACUAAGGAAUACUCAUCUUACCAUUCGAUCAAGAAGAAGUCCAAUCAUUUCUUCAACAUCAAGAAUAAUUCAAAGGAGUCGCUCCACGACUAUGUCAAAAGGUUCAAGGCGGAAAAGGCGAAGAUAGUCGACUGCAACGACUCGAUCGCUAGCGCAGCCUUCCAAAAGGGACUCCUAACAGAUCAUCCUCCAUUCAGAGAAUUGAUCAUGAAGGAAUACCUGACUCUAGCAGACUUGUUCGUUUUAGCAGAGAAGCAUGCACAUUGGGAUGAGGCCCAACGAGCAAAUAAGGCACUUGAGCUGCCUUAUAAGGAGUUUGAGAUAACUUAG
Messenger RNA from Pyrus x bretschneideri (Chinese white pear), 1317 nucleotides. RefSeq names its product transcription factor bHLH95-like. NCBI's taxonomy places the organism in Eukaryota, Viridiplantae, Streptophyta, Magnoliopsida, Rosales, Rosaceae. The coding region runs from base 1 to 1317 and encodes 438 amino acids. Gene Ontology annotation, biological process: endosperm development; regulation of DNA-templated transcription. The record is from RefSeq and is a predicted model, not a curated record. Gene Ontology annotation, molecular function: protein dimerization activity; DNA-binding transcription factor activity. The transcript is spliced from 4 exons.